UGCUUACAAUCAAAUACAUGACCAUGGGGGAUAUGAAGACCCCAGAUUUUGAUGACCUUCUCGCAGCCUUUGACAUACCAGACAUGGUUGAUCCAAAAGCAGCUAUUGAAUCUGGACAUGAUGACCAUGAAAGCCACAUAAAACAAAAUGCUCAUACAGAUGAAGAUUCUCAUGCUCCAUCAUCGUCUGACGUUGGUGUGAGCGUCAUUGUGAAAAAUGUGCGUACUAUUGAUUCUUCCGAAGGAGUGGACAAGGAUGGCCACCAUUCCACAGGCAAUGGCUUGCAUAAUGGCUUUCUAACAUCAUCAGCUCUUGACAGUUACAGUAAAGAUGAAGGGAAGUCACUUAAAGAUGAUGGGUCAGCUUCUGAGACUACACUGAAGGAUUCGGCUUUCAACCAGUUUAGCCCAAUAUCAAGUGCUGAAGAAUUUGAUGAUGAUGAAAAAAUUGAGGUGGAUGACCCCCCAGAUAAAGAGGAGAUGCGUGCAAAUUUCAGAGCAAAUGUCUUGGCAGGAUCUGUAUCUCAGCAGGAAUAUGACAAACUAAAGGCACUUGGAGGGGAGAACUUGAUUAAAUCUGGAAUCCCUGUUUCAAGUAGUAUAGAUAAAAAUAAAGUUGCUAAACGAGAGUCAGAGACAAACUCCAUGAAUUUAAAUGUCUAUGAGCCUUUUAAAGCUCGAAAAACAGAGGACAAGUUGCUAAAAGACAAUUCUGAGAAGCUUCUUGAAAACAGGGUACUUGAUGGAAAACUGAGUACUGAAAAAGGUGAGACAAAUCUUGCCAGCAUUUCACAGUCCAAAGCAAAGUCAUCAGCAAAGCUUUCUUCAUGCAUUGCUGCUAUUGCAGCACUGAGUGCUAAAAAGGCAGCUACAGAUACCAGUAAAGAUUUACAGUCUAAUUCAGGAGAUUCUUCUCCAUUACCAAAAGACAUGAGUGAAAGUCCCCGGGCUAUUGAAAAAUCACCUGAAUCUCAGAGUCUCAUUGAUGGUGCUAAAAAGCCAUCUGUCAAACCACCUGAUAGUCCCAGAAGUGUGUCGAGUGAGAACAGUAGCAAAGGGUCUCCAUCUUCGCCUGCAGGGUCAACACCAGCAAUUCCUAAAGUCCGCAUAAAAACCAUCAAGACUUCUUCUGGGGAGAUCAAGAGAACCAUUACUAGAGUGUUGCCAGAAGUUGAUUUGGACUCUGGUAAAAAGCCGGAGCAGACUGCUUCUAUGGUAACUUCCAUGACAUCUCUCCUGUCCUCACCAACUUCUGCUGCUGUUCUUUCCUCUCCUCCUAGAGCUCCUCUCCAGUCCACAGUUGUCACCAAUGCAGUUGCAUCUGCAGAACUUGCACCAAAACAAGUCACUAUCAAACCUGUGGCUACUGCCUUUCUCCCUGUUUCAGCAGUUAAAACAGCAGGUUCGCAAGUGAUUAAUUUGAAGCUUGCUAACAAUACUACAGUGAAAGCCACUGUAAUAUCUGCUGCUUCAGUGCAGAGUGCCAGUAGCGCUAUUAUAAAGGCUGCCAAUGCUAUACAACAGCAAACUGUUGUGGUGCCAGCAUCAAGCCUUGCCAGUGCUAAACUUGUGCCAAAGACAGUCCAUCUUGCCAAUCUUAAUCUUCUGCCUCAAGGUGCUCAAACCACCUCUGAACUCCGCCAAGUGCUAACGAAACCUCAGCAACAAAUAAAGCAGGCAAUAAUUUCUGCAGCAGCCUCGCAGCCUUCUAAAAAAGUGUCUCGAGUCCAGGUGGUGUCAUCUCUGCAGAGUUCUGUAGUGGAAGCGUUCAAUAAGGUGCUGAGUAGUGUCAAUCCUGUACCAGUUUACAUCCCGAACCUUAGUCCCCCUGCCAACGCUGGGAUAACAUUACCAACACGAGGUUACAAGUGUUUGGAGUGUGGCGACUCAUUUGCUCUUGAGAAGAGCCUUACCCAGCAUUAUGACAGGAGGAGUGUGCGAAUUGAAGUAACAUGUAAUCAUUGUACAAAGAAUUUAGUUUUCUACAAUAAAUGCAGUCUUCUUUCCCAUGCUCGUGGACACAAGGAAAAAGGAGUUGUAAUGCAGUGUUCACACCUGAUUUUAAAACCAGUCCCAGCAGAUCAAAUGAUAGCGUCUCCUUCAAGCAAUACUGCUGUGUCUAUGCUUCAAGGCCCUGUGGGAGCUGGCACGCACACUGUAACAAAGAUGCAGUCUGGCAUAACUGGGACAGUGAUCUCGGCCCCAGCAAGUACACCCGUCAUUCCAGCUAUGCCACUGGACGAAGAUCCGUCGAAACUCUGUAGACAUAGUCUAAAGUGUUUGGAGUGUAAUGAAGUUUUCCAAGAUGAGACAUCUCUUGCGACUCAUUUCCAGCAGGCUGCAGACACAAGUGGACAAAAGACAUGCAAUAUCUGCCAGAUGCUGCUUCCUAACCAGUGCAGUUUUGCAUCACACCAGAGAAUUCAUCAGCAUAAAUCUCCAUACACGUGUCCUGAAUGUGGAGCAAUCUGCAGAUCUGUCCACUUCCAGACUCAUGUCACUAAGAACUGCCUGCAUUAUACCCGAAGAGUGGGUUUUCGCUGCGUGCAUUGCAAUGUUGUAUACUCUGAUGUGGCGGCACUCAAGUCUCAUAUUCAAGGUUGUCACUGUGAAGUCUUUUACAAGUGUCCUAUCUGUCCCAUGGCAUUUAAAUCUGCUCCCAGCACACACUCCCAUGCCUAUACACAACACCCGGGUAUCAAGAUAGGCGAACCAAAAAUAAUAUAUAAAUGCUCUAUGUGUGACACUGUGUUUACUCUACAACCUUUGCUCUAUCGCCACUUUGAUCAGCACAUUGAAAACCAGAAGGUGUCUGUUUUCAAGUGUCCAGACUGUUCUCUUCUGUAUGCACAGAAACAGCUUAUGAUGGAUCAUAUCAAGUCUAUGCAUGGAACUUUGAAAAGCAUUGAGGGGCCACCAAACCUGGGGAUAAAUCUGCCUCUCAGUACUAAACCCACAACUCAGAACUCAGCCAGUCACAACAAAGAGGACACAAAAUCUAUCAACGGAACAGAAAAGCUGGAGAAGAAAUCUCCUUCUCCCAUAAAGAAAGCAGAACCUAAAAAAGUGGCUAAUCCUGGCUGGACGUGUUGGGAGUGUGAUAGGCUCUUCACUCAGAGAGACGUUUACAUCUCUCACAUGAGGAAAGAACAUGGAAAG
Messenger RNA from Leptosomus discolor (cuckoo roller), 3158 nucleotides. NCBI's taxonomy places the organism in Eukaryota, Metazoa, Chordata, Aves, Leptosomiformes, Leptosomidae. The record is from RefSeq and is a predicted model, not a curated record.